Messenger RNA from Pneumocystis murina B123, 1088 nucleotides. RefSeq lists its product as hypothetical. Lineage: Eukaryota; Fungi; Ascomycota; Pneumocystomycetes; Pneumocystales; Pneumocystaceae. Gene Ontology annotation, cellular component: transcription factor TFIID complex. The record is from RefSeq and is a predicted model, not a curated record. Gene Ontology annotation, biological process: transcription initiation at RNA polymerase II promoter. The transcript has 6 exons. Gene Ontology annotation, molecular function: RNA polymerase II general transcription initiation factor activity; DNA binding. The coding region runs from base 1 to 1047 and encodes 348 amino acids.
AUGGAUUUAAAACGAAGCUCAAAUGAAGAUACACCAUCAUCAAAAAAGCAAAAAGGAUCGGUCAAUUUAUCUGGACAAGCGGUUUUUUCGCCACCAGUUUCUAAAAGCAAUUCAUAUCUAUAUAGCGGAUCUAAAGGAGCUGUUAAUGCAGCAGUUAAUACGGGGAAAACAAGUGAUAACCGACAAGAUGCUGAACAACUUCAAGAUGCAUUAAUAUCAGCAGGAGUUGAUAUUAAAGAAGAAGAACAUAAUAUGAGCCGGUCUUAUGAUUAUGUAUUUGGAUCGAAUGUAAUUCCUCUUGAGGAAGAUCGAACAAAAAUGACGGAUUUUCUGAACCCGAUUCCAUUGAAUGAUCUUAUUUAUAGAAUUGCAAUUUCAAACUCUCUUAAAACUAUAGAUCCAGAUAUAGGACCUCUUCUUGCACUUUCAUUGCGUGAUAGAAUGGCAAAUCUUUUGUCAGACAUGAUAGUUUUAUCUAGACAUCGUACUGCGUCACUCCCUGUUAAUAGAAAAAUAAUUGACAAUGUUGGAAAAAUUCUAGAAGAUAUAAAUAUUAAAGAAAAAGAUAAGGAAGAAAAGCGAAGAGCUCAAGUAUUAUCAAAAAAGCUAGAAGAGGAGAACAGAAUGGACAAACAGACCUUAUUAUCUGGAAAUCCAGAAGAUAUGGACAAAAAGAAGAAAAAGAAAGAAAUAUUAUCGAAUUCGUCUUCGAAAAAUCUUUCAGAAGAUGCGCAAAAACGAAAUACUGAUACAACAGCAGCAAUAAUGAUGGGAUCGGGACCCAAUGGGCCAGGUGGUAAAAAAUAUUCAUGGAUGACAUCGGCAUUGCCAUUAUCUCCAGGAUAUAUUACAAAAACACCACGAGCUACAAGUAACCACUCACAAACAAAUCCAGAAACUACUAUUAUACAAACUGUUGAGGAGAUAGGAAUUAUUACAAUAAGAGACGCACUUAAUGUUUUAGAGAUGGACAAAGAAGGCGCAGGAGAAAUCUUUGGAAGGGGAGCACGUGCCUUAUCCAGAGGAUAUAUACGCUUAAAAGACUAAUAUAUAGCAAAUAUAACAGUUAGACUCAGCCUACAUAAAUU